UCCGUCGCCUAUGAUCAAGAUCCGGAAUCAAUUGCAACCCCCCAAAAAAUCCUAACAGACGGGGCCAGAGGAAGAAUGUCUUAUGGCUCCUUCAGAGGCCGCUCUCCACCACGUGUCCUCCAGCCUGGAGGGUGGGAAGGUCUGGGACGAGGAGCCCUUCACCCACGGCACCAGCGCUGCUCCAUGAUUGGUCAACCAGAGGCACAGUACAAGUGGGAUGUGCGAGGGACUCCAGGCCACCGAAUCUCCUACAACCAAUCACCCUACGAGCGUCCCAUCUGGAACCCCAAAUUCUGCGUCAUCUCCGGAAAUCAGCUUCUUAUGUUAGACGAGGAAGAGGUCCACCCCUUGUUGCUUCGGGAACGAAGGCACGAGCCUUCCUCGAGGACCAAACUGCUUCGGCGAACUGUCAGUGUCCCGGUGGAAGGGAGACACGCUGACCACGAGUAUCACCCAGGCAGGUCUUCACGGAGGAAGAGCAUUCCUGGAGGGAAACAGCUGAGUAUGGAUGCUGUGACAUCGGCUCCCUUCAGACCCACACAGGGAUUCCUAAGCCGGAGGCUGAAGGGCUCCAUCAAGAGGACCAAGAGUCAGCCCAAGUUGGACCGGACCAGCAGCUUCCGACACAUCCUGCCCCGGUUCCGCAGUGCUGACCACGACAGAACCCGUCUGAUGCAGAGCUUCAAGGAGUCACACUCACACGAGUCACUGCUGAGCCCCAGCAGUGCGGCCGAGGCGCUGGAGCUGAGCAUCGACGAGGAUGCCAUCAUCAAACCAGUCCACAGCAGCAUCCUGGGCCAGGAGUUCUGCUUCGAGGUGACCACUCCCUCGGGAACUAAGUGCUUUGCCUGUCGGUCAGGGGCCGAGCGAGACAAGUGGAUUGAGAACCUGCAGCGAGCGGUAAAGCCAAACAAGGACAACAGCCGACGGGUGGACAAUGUCCUGAAACUGUGGAUCAUUGAGGGCAAGGACCUGCCGCCUAAGAAGCGCUACUACUGCGAGCUGUGCCUGGACGAGAUGCUAUACGCCCGCACCACCAGCAAGAUGAAGACGGACAACGUCUUCUGGGGCGAGCACUUUGAGUUCAACAACCUGCCGUCUGUGCGCAACAUCCGAAUCCACCUGUAUAAGGACACGGACAAGAAGAAGAAGAAGGACAAGAGCAACUAUGUGGGGCUGGUCAACAUCCCCAUCAGCAGUGUGGCCAGCCGCCAGUUCGUGGAGCAGUGGUACCCCGUCAGCCAGCCCAGCUCCAGCCGCGGCAAGGCGGGGGGCCCCACCAUCCGCAUCAAGUCCCGCUACCAAACUAUGAACAUCCUGCCCAUGGAGCUGUACAAGGAGUUUGCCGAGUACGUCACCAACAACUACAAGAUGCUCUGCGCCGUACUCGAGCCCGUGCUCAGUGUCAAGAACAAGGAGGAGGUGGCAUGUGCCCUGGUGCACAUCCUGCAGAGCACGGGCAAGGCCAAGGACUUCCUCUCUGACAUGGCGAUGACGGAGGUUGACCGCUUUGUCGACCGUGAGCAUUUAAUAUUCCGUGAAAAUACGCUGGCAACCAAGGCGAUCGAAGAGUACUUAAAGUUGAUUGGUCAGAAAUACCUCAAGGACGCAAUUGGUAGGUUGGUGUACGUGACUGCUACACUCACUGCUACCGACACUCCAUUAACACAGGGGGAGUUUAUCCGAGCACUUUACGAAUCUGAGGAGAACUGCGAGGUAGACCCAGCCAAGUGUUCCUUUUCCACCUUGGCCGAUCAUCAGGCCAACCUGAGGAUGUGCUGCGAGCUGGCACUUUGCAAGAUCGUCAACUCCCAUUGCGUCUUUCCCCGUGAGCUGAAGGAAGUGUUUGCCUCCUGGAGGCACCGCUGUGCAGAACGUGGCAGAGAAGAUAUCGCUGACCGCCUGAUCAGUGCCUCCUUGUUCCUCCGCUUCCUAUGUCCCGCUAUCAUGUCUCCCAGCCUCUUCAACCUGAUGCAAGAGUAUCCAGAUGACCGUACCUCCAGGACCUUGACCCUGAUAGCAAAGGUCAUUCAAAACCUGGCCAACUUUACCAAGUUUGGCAGCAAAGAGGACUACAUGUCAUUCAUGAAUGAAUUUCUGGAGCUUGAGUGGGGCAGUAUGCAGCAGUUCCUGAUGGAGAUUUCCAAUCCGGAUACAGUCACCAAUGCAGCCAGCUUUGAAGGCUACAUAGACCUAGGCCGUGAACUCUCUACACUUCACUCCCUUCUGUGGGAGGUGCUGCCUCAGCUGAGCAAGGAAGCUGUGCUGAAAUUAGGUCCCCUUCCUCGCCUCCUCAAUGACAUAAGUGGUGCUCUGAGAAACCCUUCACAUGUACAAAGGCAGUCCAGCCACAUCGCAGAACGCUACACCUCUGGGCCCAGCAUCAACCGGGGCGUGUCAUCUGACCUUCAGAAGUACACAGUUAAGGAUCUGAAUAGCUCAAUUGAUAUGACCAGGCUGCCUUCUCCAACCAAGGAAAAGGGAAAGGAUGUCUUCUACGUGACAAGGCCUCCACUCGCACGCUCCUCCCCGGCAUACUGCACGAGCAGCUCGGACAUCACUGAACCUGACCCUAAGAUGAUGACUACAAAUAAGAGCAUCUCCAUGAUGGACCUCCAGGACAGCAGGAGUAUGAAUAGCAUAAGCAAUCUUCAAACGGUUGGGGACAUGUUAAAUAGCAGCCAGGCCUCCAUCGGAACCACUGUGGGCCUCAGACCAAGCCGGCUGUCUCAGGGCAGCGGGUCAAGUGUGUCGGGAGGUCUGCGACUGGGUCAGAUGGGCAUCACCACAGACGGAUUGCACGGGCAGCUGAGGGUCCCCUUGUCCUUUCAGAACCCCCUGUUCAACAUGACCUCAGACGGACCUGCCUCACUACGGACUCCCGCUGAGCCUGGCGUCGGGCUCUUGGGUUACCAUGGCUACAGCAAGAGCGAAGACCUGUCUGCUAACAAGCAGAUCUUCCACAGCCACAGCUACAGCGACGAGUUCGCCCGCCAGAACAAUGAGUUCAGUCGCCGGCAGCUCUCCCUCACCGACAACCUGCAGCACAUGCUCUCGACGCCCCCGACCAAUAUUGGCCCCCAGAGGAGGAUAGACCAGCCGCCGCCUCCCCCUCCGCCUCUCGUACGGGGGAAGACGCAGCAGCUGACAGUCAGCGCGGCCCAGAGACCCCGGCCACCGAGUGCCAACUUACUGCAGUCACCCGCCGAGCCCGCCCACGCUCCCAAAGUGCGGCAGCAAUCAAUCAUGGCCAAAACUGAUGCCCCGGCUCCAAAACCCGCUAUUACCAAACAGGCCUCGCAUUCACCCUCGACGCUUCACCCCGUCACCCCAUCUGAGCGCACCGUUGCCUGGGUGACCAACAUGACUCACUUGUCUGCAGAUAUCGAGAGCUCGCAUCUGGAGCGGGAAGAGUACAAACUGAGGGAAUAUUCCAAAUCGAUGGAUGAGAGCAGACUCGACAAGGGGCAACAGACCCAGUAUGAGGAGGAGAUUCUUUCCCUGAAGGAAAGGCUGCAGAUGUCAAACCGCAAGCUGGAGGAGUACGAGCGGCGGCUGAUGUCACAGGAGGAGCAGACGGGGAAGAUCCUGCGGGAGUACCAGUCACGCCUGGAUGAGAGCGAGAACCGUCUACGCCGACAGCAGGAGGAGAAGGACAACCAGAUCAAAGGCAUCAUUAAUAGGUUAAUGGUAGUAGAAGACGAGUUGAGAAAAGAUCACGCCAACAUGCAGGAGGCCAUCGAUGCCAAGCAGCGGAUAAUCGACGUUCAGGAGAGGCAGCUCUCAACGAUGGGGGCCACCAACUCCCGGCUGAUGAGUACCCUAACUCACAUGAAAGACCGGUGCAGCGAGACCCAGCUGAAUGGCGUGAUGUCAUCGCACCCUCCGCCGCGCCUCCAGAUUACUGAAAAUGGCGAAUUCCGUAAUGCCAGCAACCACUGAUGCAAAGGGAAAGGGGGCUGGAGCAGGGGAAAGGGGGGGUGGAAGCAAAGUCAGGUGCAAGACAUCUCUCCUACCCCCUACUUAACUUCAUUUCUCCUCUCCCUUUCCUCCACUUUCCCCUGCUCAAGCACGCCCACAAUGGGAUGAAGCUGGCAAAACGGCAGAAAUGAGAACCAAUUUUAACUAUUAAUAAUUAUUUUAUAUCCUGUCGUCAUCCAUGCACGAACACUCCUGAGUUCAUUGGCUGUGGACAAUGCCUGGAUCUCGAUGCACUUAACGAGUGGUAUAUUUUUCAUUGCACUUUUUUACUUGUGCCGUGUUUAAAUGGCCUACUGUGUGAGAAAGAAAAGGAAAAUGUUUGAGAUAUAAAUAUAAAUAAUAUAUAAAUAAAUAUAACAAAAUUGUACAGUUCAUAAAAAUCUCUAGUUAUGUGGAGAGUGGGUUUGAUUGAAAUUUUCACUUACAAGGCUACUAAUUUCAUGCUUGGCUAAUGCUUAUCUUUGGUGCAAUUGGAAGGCAGUUGGUUCCACCAGUUCUGGUUACUCCGAUCCACCAGGAAGGAAGUGUGCAUUUCUCCAUUGACACAUACUCUCCUCCAGGAGAACUUGAGCCAAAUUCAGCAGUGCUAGUGAGACUCUUGAAGUCACCUGCCUUUUGUAAUUCACAUCAUCUCAAAUCUCUGAUGGAAAGAAACAGACCAGACAUCACUUAGUGGUUUACAGAUUUUGGAAGUGUCCCUCUAUAUUUGUCCUGAAAACCAGAGAUUAUACAUUCGUGCUAUAAUACACUGGUACAAAACAAAUAAGUUUUGUUUGGUUCAUUCACUUUAAAUGAAGGAUUUGCAUUUCUUAGCCUCAGGUCAUCCCCAAGUAGCUUGUUGAUAACUCGAUAGCUAUAAUGACCAGAUAACCUCUAUUUGUGAUAUUGGCUGGGGAUAAUUUGGCCUAGACAUCAGGGAAGUUAUUUCCUUUGGAAUUUUGCAAAGUAGUCUUUUACCAGAGAGGCUGGCUGGUGCCUUAGUUUCAUAUACUAUCUGAAAAAACUAGUUGCCACAGUGCAACACUCCCUCAGUAUUUUCUUCUUGUCAGGUUGUGGUGUUCUUGGAGUGGGAUCUGAACCUACAGCUUUAAGAUGUCUUACUUCCAGUUCUUUAUCUUAUUAGGCACCCUACCUCCUGCUGACCACAUGAGUUUAGAAUACCAAACUCCUGUAGGUCAUUUUAACAAGGCCAUCAACUUUGAUGGUCUCUCGGACUAAAAUUCCAAUGCUACAGGUUCUCAAAAUAAUUUUAAAAAUCUUGCUAGUUUCAAGCUCAAAUCCCAGAUCACUGAUUGUUUAAAGUUGAGAGCCCAAUUCCAGGUGAUUACUCAAACUAGAACUCAAUUCCUGGUUUCACAUUAUCACACCUGGUUUCUCCAACUACAAAACUAACCUGGAUAUUCUAACAGGAAGUUAAAUUUAUGUAGUUCUGCAAAAUGUCCAUAGACUUCUGAUUGGCACUUCAUCUAGAAUUCCAGUUUUGCCUAAUGUUUCAAUGAACUUUGAUUCUUGUCAUCCGAAAACCUAACGCUUGGUGCCUGCAUAUACAAGAUCAUAUCCUGUUGUUUUCUCCAGCUGGAUAUUCUGAUUCUGACAAUUAGAAGCAUAUGUCUUUCUAAUUCACCAAAAAGAAGAUUAACCUACAGUCUUUGAGAAUGCAGUUUUUCUCCUUUCUAUUUCUUGGAUGGAAAGCCAUGAAUCCUGUUGGUUUCCCAAGCUCAACGCCUUCACUUCUGUUGAUACUGAGGACCCAUAUCUCUGAAGCUCAGACAGCUAGUUGGAUUUUUGACUUAUGACUUAUGUAAACCCAAAGUUUGGACUACUGUUAGAUUCCGGGAUCAUAAGACUCAAUUUCACUUACACUUAAAGUAUAAAUUCAGUUGGUGUCCUGGAACUGAAGUGCCCUUUUCUGCGGGUCUAUUGGAUUUCUGGUGAACUAUCAGAACUGCUUGAUAUUAGGUUGCCGUCCACAUUAACUAAAUCUCCAGGAUGAGCUUUUAGAACCUUAGGGAAGUGAAUUAAAUGUUGCCUAGACAGCUAUUAUUGGUUUAGGUAAAAUUAAUCCAACAGUUUUCCAAAACGUAUAUACUUUCCAACAAUAUGGUGCCGAUUAUUGGUCAGUUGAUCAGGUUGGAUGCAAGUUAUCAACAUGAGGUUAGCAUGAAGUUAACUUGGAAGUGAAUAGAUGGUAUUGUGGUAGAAAAGUUUACUGGGAAGAGUGUGGGUUCAUUAUAGAUAUCCUAAGGGAAUGAAGUUGAUAAUAGUUGGGGCUAUGUGAUGUGCUGGGGUAGACAUUUGGUGGUUGCUGUAGAUCAUUGUUAGGUGAGAAACAGUUAAGUUAUUGAGAGGAGAUAAUUCUCAUAACUUAUUUCUGUCUUGUGAUGAAGAAAGAAUUGAUUAAUUUCAACAUAUUAUCUGUGACCUCAGAACAUCAUCCAAUAAAUUUUUUUUAAAAUCAUAGUCAGUUUCUCGAUCUGAGAAACAUGCUAGCCAAAUUUGAUAUAAAUUCAGAGAAUAAUUACAAUAAUGUUCUUCAAUAAGACCUAAUAAAAGCCCUGAGCCAUCCCCAAAAGGACAUGCUCAAUUCAUGGUCAACUUUCUAUUGUGUAUGCCUUAAAACCAGUAAAAUAUCCCAAAAUGCUUCACAAAACGUAUCCAACCAAAAUCUGAUACCAUGCUAAUGAAGGAAAGAGGAGCAGAAAGCUUAAAGGAAGUGGUUCCAAGCUGAAAGCACAAGAGUCAAUGAUGGGUUAAAGGAAAUUUGCUAUAUACAAGAGCCCAGAUGUGAAAGCAUAUAAAGAUAUUAACAAGUUUACAGACGUAAGAGUGGUGCCAUGAAGUGGAGCCAGGGAUCAGUAUAGGUCUCCUUAUCAGCAUGAGGAGAAGAGGGUGAUUGGGGAUUCUUCUUCUUCAAGAUGCAGACAGCAGUAAAAACACCAGAUGCUGGAAUCAGGACUGAUGCAAGGUCUCAACCUAAAACAUCAUCCAUCCCUUUGCCUUUACGGAUGCCACUUGACCUGCUGAGUUCCUUCAACAACUUGCUUCUUUGCUGCAGACAACAGUGCGCUACCAGUUUUUGGUGUUUCGGAGAAAGUGGGUUAUGGAUGUAUAUCAAGGACGUACAUGGGAUUCUUGUCCUAUUGCCCACCCCACCUCCGGGUUGCUGAUUGCACUGUAAAAGGAAAAAGCAAUAGAUAGUCUCCAUCCCUGGAUACAAAUGUCGAAUGCUCAAGGACAUUGCCUUAAGGUGAGAAUGGGGAAAAGUUUAAAGGAGAAAUGCAAGGCAAGUUUUUACACAGAGUGAUAAGCGCCUGGAACACCAUACCAGAGAUGGUGGUAGAAAUAGAUACAAUGGUGGAAUUUAAUGGACAUUUCAACAGACCCAUGAACGUAAAGGGAAUAACGAAUAUAGAUCAUAUGUAGACAGAUGGACUUAGUUUCGUUUGGCUUCAUGGUCAACACAUGGGCCAAACUGCUUGUUCCUGUGCUGUACUGUUCUAUGUUGAAUACAUUUAUGAUGUCCCUUUCAGUCUCAAGCAGUCCCAAGACACUUUACUGCUAAUUAAGUUCUUCUGUGUCAUUGUGUGCAAAGAAUGUGACAGCCAAUUACACAUAUUCAUAGUUGUUGACCAGAGGUUACAGAAUAUUUGUCAAAAGACCGGUGGGAAGAUGAAUACAAAUGUUGUGAAUUAUUAUGAUCUGUAAAGAACUGCCUGAAAAGGAUGUCAUUCAAAAGGGAAUUAGGAUGUAUAUUUGGAAGUGUAUAUUUGCAGGGCUGCAAGGCAAGGAUAAAUGAGAGGAGUGAUUUUUGAGCUCUUUCAGAACAUUAGCACAAGAAUGAUGAGCCAAAGACAUCCAUCUUGUGCUACACAAUUUCACAAACCAGUCUCCUACUUCUGGCAAAUUGUUGUGACUAGACUGUAAACUUGUGGGGGAAUCUUAAAUAAAUAAAACUUCAGACUGAAUAGGUACUUUAAAUUCUAUAAAUAAUGACAAAAAUUUGUGUUCUUUCAACACAAAAUUGUACAGUGUGAUUCUUGAAAAUGACACAUGUAUCCAACAAGAUGCCAGUUUGAAUGAGAAUUACUUAUUGUAAGUUUGGGUGGGCAUAGAUAAAACUCGUUUGAGAUGAGUGGUAGUAUUGCUCCUCAAAGAAGUUUGUUAGAUAUGGAGUGCUUUUUUUCAGUUCUAUAAUGGGUAAAGAUUAUCUUCCCUCUCUUCUCUCCACUUUGGUUCCAUUUCUUUACCUAACAGAGUGUCUAUCAACUUAAAAUGUGAAACAGUUUUUUUUUUAGGACAAAAUUCCAGUUGUCUACAAAGCUUUUUGUGAGAUACAUCCUGAAUUCCAGUGUUAGGAUGUUCUUCAUGUUCUGAGAUGCCCCAUCAGAGGAAGUAUUUCUCACGACCUACUCAUACACUCUUUGAAAUCUUAAAUCAAUCAAAUAACCUUUGGUCUUCUGCAUUCAGAUAAUACAAACCUCAACUUGACAAUUUGUUCUCAUGCUUGAACAGUCUUGAGCCCAGGAUAAUUCUGAGCUAUCUGCACUGCAGCUCUUCAAGAUCAAUAACUAAUCCUAUCCAAGAAUCUAGAUCUGAAUGGAUUUAUUUGGUGUUUUUCACUUAAGAUAUUUUGAAGUGUUUCACAGUUAGUAAAGUAUGUUUGAAGUAACCACCGAGAAGUUUAUGUGUGCAGAUGGCAGUAGCAGGGAGGAGAAAAUAUAAAAGGAUCAUAGAGUCAAACAUCACAGCAUCAAGCCCUUCAACCUAACUGGUCCAUGCCUACCAAGCAUCCAAGCAUUCUAAAGAUCUUCCCAACUGAUCUCCUAACAUCAUCUUUUUGAAGGAGGCAAUAGAAUCUGGGAUAAAAUAAUGUUCAGGAUUCCCACAAUCUGCUCCAGUAUAAUGUGUUCACAAAAGCACUGUGCCAUGGUCUGUAGUUCAUUUGCAAAGCAUUGUAUUUAAACAACGUACAUAUUGAAUAUUUUGUGACAUUACUGCCAAGUAGUACAGCAAAUAGCUCUCCCGUCCAACCAGCAUCACACAUGGAUAUAAAGAGAAUGUAUCAGUGCAUAUGCUGCACUGCUCUCUCUUUAUAUGUGUGGCUCAAUGUACACGUUGAACAUCAGCUAUAAAUCUAGUCUAGUAAUCAGUUUAUGGAGACGUCUUGAUUUUACAUUUUUCAUAUCAAAUCAAUACUUCUAUGGUUUUCUUCUGGAAAUGAACUUCAACGAGGUUCAGCUUCUUUGUCAAGCUCAGAUUUCCUGUCCCAAAUUUUGCACUGGAACCUUGAUGGAUUGAUAAACCGUGCAGAUUUGGUUCAUCUGGAGCAAAGGCAAUUUGAUCUAUUGUACACUUUAGAUUUUGUACCCAAUAUAAGCCAAGUACCUGUAGCACAAACUUCAGCUGUAAUUGCUAACUUCCAAGCUUGAUGAUACCAUAAUCCAUAAGAGCAGAAUUAGGUCAUUCAGCCCAUCGAGUCUGCUCCGCUAUUCCAUCAUGGCUGAUUAAUUAUCCCUCUCUCAACCCCAUUCUCUUACCUUUACCUAUAACCUUUGACACCCUGACUAACCAAGAACGUAUCAGCCUCCGCUUAAAAUAUGCCCAAUGGCUUAGUCUACACAGCCGUCUGUAGCAAUUAAUUCCAUUGAUUCACUGCCAUCUGGCUGAAAAAAUAUUUGUCAUCUUUCGCCUCUGUUCUAAAUGGCCUUCCCUCUAUCCUGAGGCUGUGCUCUGUGGUCCUAGACUCCCCCACUAAAGGAAGCAUCCCCUCCAGAUCAAUCCUAUCUGCAACUUUCAGUAUUCAAUGAGAUCCCACCUUAUUCUGCUAAAUUCCAGUGAGUACAGGCCCAGAGCCAUCAAACAUUUUCACUCCUGGAGUCAUUCUCAUGAAGCGUCUCCUCUCCAAAGCCAGCAAAUAUUUUCUUAGACAAGAGGCCAAAGCCUGCUCAAAAUAUUCUGUGUGGUAUGACCACUGCAUUUUAAAGUCUCAGCAUUACUUCCUUGCUAUUCUUGAAAUUAGUGCUUUCAUUGUAUUUGCCUUCAUUAACACUGACUCAAGCUGCAAGUUAACCGUUGGGGAAUCCUGCAAGAGGACUCCCAAGUGCCUUUGCACCUCAAAUUUUUGAAUUUUCUCCCUGCUUAGAAAAUAGUCUGUGCCUUUAUUUUUUUUUUACCAAAGUGCAUGAUCAUACUAUAGUCCAUGUGUCAUGUCAUUGCUUAUUCUCUCAAUCUGUCCGUGUCCUUCUACAGACUCCCUGCAUCCUCAACACUAACUGCCUCUCCACCUAUCUUCAUAUCAUCCCCAAACUUGGCAACAAAGUCAUCAAUUCAGUCAUCCAAAUCAUUCACAUAUAACAUGAAGAGGAACAGUUUCAACAUCGAACCCUGCGAAGCACCUCUAAUCACCAACAGCCAAUGAGAAAAGGCCCCCUUUAUUCCCAUUCUUUGCCUCCUGCCAGUCGGCCAAUCUUCUCCAUGCUAGUUUUUCCUGUAAUACCACGGGCUGUUAUCUUGUUAAGUAACCUCAUAUAUGGCACCUCGUCAAAGGUCUUCUGAAAAUCCAAGUAAACAACAUCUACUGACUCCACUUUGUCUGUCAUGUUUGUAUUUUCUUAAAGUGUUCCAACAGUUUCCUUUAAGGAAACCAUGCUGACUUUGGCCUAUUUCAUCAUGUGCUUCAAAUACCCUGAAACCUCAUCCUUAAUAAUGGACUCCAACAUCUUCCCAACCACUAAAGUCAGGCUAACUGGCCUAUACUGUCCUUUCUUUUGCCUUCCUCCCUUCUUAAAGAGUGGAGUAACAUUUGCAAUUUUCCAGUCAUCCAGAACCAUUUCAGGAUCUAGUGAUUCCUGAAAGAUAAUUACAGAUGCCUUCACAAUCUCUUAGGCUACUUAUUUCAGAACACUGUGGUGUAGUCCAUCCGGUCCAGCUGACUUAUGUACCUUCAGACAUUUCAGCUUCCCAAGCACUUUCUCCUUUAGUAAUAGCAGCCAUACUCACUUCUGCCCUGACACCCUAAAUUUUUUGGCAUCCUGGUAGUGUCUUCCACAGUGAAGAAUGACGCAAAAUACUUAAGUUCAUCUGCCAUUUCUUUUGCCCGAUUACUAUCUCUCCGGCAUCAUUUUCCAGUGAUCUGCUAUCCACUCUCUUUUACUCAUUAUAUAUUUGAAAAAAAAUUUUAGUAUCCUCUUUGGUAUUAUUGGCUAGCUUACCCUCAUAUUUCAUCAUUUUCUUGCUUUAUGGCUUUUUUGUUGGCUCCUAUUGGUUUUUGAAAGCUUACCAAUCUCUAGCAUCUCACUAAUCUUUGCUAUAUUAUAUGCCUUUUUUUUUUGCUUGUAUACUAUCUGAAUUGACUUUAUUGACUGAAUUACUAUCUUUGACUUUCCUUUAGAAUACUACUUCAUCUUUGGUGUGUACCUAUCUAUCCUGCGCCUUUAGAAUUCCUUCCAGAAGUUCCAGCAAUUGCUAUUCUGCUGUCAUCCCUACCAGUGUUCCCUUCCAAUCCACUUAGGCCAGCUCCCCUCUCCUGCUUGUGUAAUUCUCUUUACUCCACUGUAAUAAUGAUACAUCUGACUUUAAUUCUCCCUCUCAAACUGUAGGAUGAAUUCUAUCAUAUUACGAUCACUGUCUCGUAAAAGGGCUUCUUUGCCUUUAGCUCCCUUAUCAAAUCUGGUUCAUUACACAACACCCAAUCUUGAAUUGCCUUUCGCUUAGUGUGCUCAAUCACGAGCUGCUCUAAAAAGCUAUCUUGUAGGUAUUCUAAAAAUUCUGUCUCGUGGGAUCCAGCACCAACCUGAUUUACCCAAUCUACCUGCAUACUGAAAUCAUAACAUUACCCUUUUUACAUGCCUUUUCUAUCUCCUGUUGUAAUUUACAUCCCACAUCCUGGCUACCAUUUGGAGAUCUGUAUAUAACUCCCAUCUGGGUCUUUUUAUCCUUGCAAUUUCUUAACUACCCACAAGGAUUCUAAUCCUCCAAUUCUCUGUCACCUCUUUCUCAGGAUUUGAUUUCAUUUUCUACCAGUAGAGCCACCCCACCCCCUCUGCCACCUGCCUGUCCUUCCAAUGCAAUGCAUAUCCUUGGAUGCUAAGCCUCCAACUGUGAUCCACUGUCAGCCACAACUCAGUGACGCCCACAAUGUUAUACCUGCUAACAGAUAUAACAACUACAAGAUAAUCUGUUUUAUUCCAUAUACUGCAUGCAUUAAAAUGUAGCACCUUCAGUCCUGUAUUCAUUACCCUUUUCUAUCUUGCCCCCUUCAACUCAUCCCACAGAUUGCAACUUGCUCUAUUGUUGGGCUGUUUUUCCUCACAGUCUCACUAUAUCUAUUUGUAUAGCAGCUGCCCAUCCUCAGCCCUAUCACUCUGAUUCCCAUCCCCCUGCCAAAUCAGAUACAUGGCCUAAAAGCACAAAUGUGCUUUCAAAUGAUAUAAUGAAAUUUGUGAUCUGUAUGAUUCUUAUCAACUCAGGAAGCUAAAUUUGCUUGAGCAAAUCUUCAUUAAGAAAUCUGCAUUUACUGUAUGUAUCCUUGUUGGUGUGCAAGGCUGUACUGCAACAAGAAUGGGCCCAGGAGAGUCCAAAAUUCUCUGAAAUAUAUUCCUUCACCACUUUGUUUAGUAAGAGCUUCUUGAAAGCUCCUCUUGAGCCAGAUGUGUGAAGAGAUGAGAGAGUGUUUGAUAAUAUUCUGCUUUAGAAAAUUUGGAAAUUUUUGAUCAAAACGAAGCAGCGUUGUCCAAAUCAAAAAUUUCAUGCAGAUGCAUGUUGCUUUCAGUUGUGGUUCAUGAAUGUUCCAGUUUGAGGAAACUGGUUCAAUUUUGCAGAAUAGCUUGCAUGCAUUUCUGAAAAAGGUCAAGUAGGCUUGUUCUGAAACUUUGACAAAACAGCUUUUGAUAGAUAGUGAUUCAAGCUCGCUGUUCAAUGUGGCCAUGAAUUAGGCAAUGUCUGCUGAGUUGCUUUCCUCCUGACUGUACAGCUUGAAAUUAGCCAAAAAUAUUUUAAAGUAGCAAUUAUUGCCACAGUUCCCACCCCUGCUUCCACAUGACAUCUCAGAACAACAAUUGUAAAAUGGUUUUACAUAGAACAUAGAAAUUUACAGCUCAUUACAGACCCUUCGGCUCACAAUGUUGUGCCGGCCAUGUAACCAAUUCUAGAGACUGCCAAGAAUUUCCCUAGCACACAGCUCCAUGUACCUAUCCAAGAGGUUCUUAAAAGACCCUGUUGUAUCCACUUCCACCACCGCCACUGGCAGUGCAUUCCACGCACGCACUACUCUCUGUGUGAGAAUCUUACCCCUGACAUCCCAUCGAUACCUGUUUCCAAGCACCUUAAAACUAUGCCCCCUCAUGUUCACCAUUUCAGCCCUGGGAAAAAGCCUCUGGCUAUCCACACGAUCAAUGCCCCUCAUCAUCUUAUACACCUCUAUGAGGUCACCUCUCAUUUUCCAUCGCUCCAAGGAGAAAAGGACAAGUAUACUAAACCUAUUCUUAUAAGGUACGCACUCCAAUCCAGGGAACAGUCUUGUAAAUCUCCUCUGCUCUCUCCAACACACCAUACACCUUCUUAACAAUGCUGUCAACCUGCACAGCAGCUUUGAGUGUCCUAUUGACAUGGACCCCAAGAUCUUGUAGAUCCUCCACACUGCCAAGAGUCUUGCCAUUUAUAUUGUAUUCUGAGUUCAUUGUUUUAGUUCCUUGUUUGUGCACCGUGCAAUUUCUGCUCAUACUUUCAGUGUCUGUCUGUAAGUCUGUGAUUUGCAAUACAUUUGCUAAUAAGUGUUUAUCAACUGCAUUUAACAUCGAUCCCAUGGUCAUUUGUUCUAUCAGCUACUGCAGUGUUUUGCAUGGAGUAUUCAGUCAUGUAGUCAUAUUGCAGUGGAACAGUUGCCCAUUUUGAUGCUGCUAACAUGGGCUUCACUGAUCUGGGAUCUAAGUUUGUGGACCAAGUGCUGGUAAGUGGGAUUAAUACAGAUGGGUACUUGAUGGACAGAAUAGAUAGAGUAGCCAAAGACGUGCUUCUGCACUCUGUGGCUAAAGCUGCCAGAACUGACUCUCAAUCUGCUACUAAGAUAAAACAGCUGCCUUUUAAAAAUAUUGCUGGAAAUUGGAUUUCAAAAAUUUUUCCAAGCGUUACUCAUUUGCACUGUCAGCAAUCGCACAAAAAGCAAAAGUGACGAGUCUUUCUCAUUAUCGUCCAUUACAUGACUUCUUACUGUACUGACACCGUUACAUGCCAACUUGUGCAAAGUGCAAUGAAGACAGAGAACUCCACCUGUAAUCUUUGUUAAAUUUACUGGUUGCAAAAUGCUCCUACCAAAUAUUGGAAGGCUGUCUUAGAGUGGACGUGGAGAGAAUGUUCCAGAAGUGGGAGAGUCUAGGACCAAGGGGCACAGCCUCAGAAUAGAAGGACAUCCAUUUAGAACAGGAAUGAAGUGGAAUUUCUUCAGCCAGAAGGUGGUGAAUCUGUGAAAUUCAUUGCUGAUACAGGUGGGAAGACCAAGACAUUGAGUAUAUUUCAAAUGAAAGUUGAUAGGUUCUUGAUUAGUAAGGGCGUCAAAGUUUACAGGGAGAAGGCAGGCGAAUGGGGUUCAGACAAUAAAUCACCAGAAAAAAAUGUCAGAGCAGACUCAAUGGGCCAAAUGGCCUAGUUUUGCUGCUAUGACUUUUGCCCCUAACAGUCAGUUAAGCUGUCUCACCACUUCACUGAAGUAGUUUUUAUUGUGAC
This is a messenger RNA of Mobula hypostoma (lesser devil ray), 14700 nucleotides long. RefSeq names its product ras/Rap GTPase-activating protein SynGAP-like. Gene Ontology annotation, biological process: negative regulation of Ras protein signal transduction; regulation of GTPase activity. Gene Ontology annotation, molecular function: protein binding. The record is from RefSeq and is a predicted model, not a curated record. The transcript is spliced from 19 exons. NCBI's taxonomy places the organism in Eukaryota, Metazoa, Chordata, Chondrichthyes, Myliobatiformes, Myliobatidae. Bases 76 to 3942 code for a protein of 1288 amino acids.